AUGCCGGGUUCCACUUUCAUGCCACCAUUUAACGGCGACGUUCCCGGUCAGGCCGUGUCCCCUUAUGUUACUGUGGGUAUCCUCGUGGCCGGGUUCGUUGGAGGCCUUGUCAUUGUCAUCGCCGUUAUUCUCUUUUGCAAGUUUUGUCUAAAAAAGGACAAAGGACUCGGAAGACAAAGUACAAGUGACAGCAGAUAUGCAUCUGACAGGGAAAGACGCUUUAAACCGCUACAGCGCUAUGAAACCAUUAACUCGGAUGUCUUCUCAGAACCCAGCACGGGAUCCAUGGAAGGCAUUCCUAUCAGUCCCCGCAAAGUCUACGAUACCAGGUUCCCAGCCGAUGUUGAAGAUAUAGAUGAAACAACGAAGCUCAAGUCGGACUUUGACAAAGUGAGCUACAAUGAGGGUAUAGAAGAGAGUGAACAUGUGCCACCACAAAUUUCUGAGGACUCCCCUACAGAAAGGAUGGGGAGGCGAGUAUCAUUUCAGCUCCAACACCUGACAAAGACGUCACUCUACCUCCAUCGGGGAAGAAGGUCCGCUCAAACUGCUCAACAUUGCACGAGGAACGAUACCAUUUUCAACCUUUGA
This is a messenger RNA of Ylistrum balloti, 591 nucleotides long. RefSeq lists its product as uncharacterized. The coding region runs from base 1 to 591 and encodes 196 amino acids. Lineage: Eukaryota; Metazoa; Mollusca; Bivalvia; Pectinida; Pectinidae. The record is from RefSeq and is a predicted model, not a curated record. The transcript has 5 exons.